This is a messenger RNA of Ichthyophthirius multifiliis, 2106 nucleotides long. RefSeq lists its product as hypothetical. Gene Ontology annotation, biological process: magnesium ion homeostasis. Gene Ontology annotation, cellular component: intracellular membrane-bounded organelle. The record is from RefSeq and is a predicted model, not a curated record. Gene Ontology annotation, molecular function: GTP binding; GTPase activity. NCBI's taxonomy places the organism in Eukaryota, Ciliophora, Oligohymenophorea, Hymenostomatida. The transcript is spliced from 12 exons.
AAUAAUAAUAAAUAAUAUAUAUAAAAAAUGAAACUAAAAAUAUCAUUAUUCCUUACAUUAAUAUUUUUGCGAAUUUUUACAAAAUAUAUUUAUGCUUAAUCUUAAAAUUCUUCUAAUGUUUAAUAGUUAAAAUCAUAAAUUGAAUAAUAAUCAGAUUAACCUUAAAAAUAAGAAUAAGAAAUAUAAAAUAAUAAACACAAUUACGAUAAAGAAAAUCAUUAUUAAAAAAAGGAAAAAAACGGUGAAACAAAUGAUUUAAAAGAAGUUGAAGGAUAAGAAUAAUAAUAUACACCAGACGAUUUUGAGUUUUAUUUAUUUAUAUUUAUAGCGACAUUUUUGGUAUUAUUUGCAGGCAUAUGUUCAGGCCUUACUGUAGGUUAUUUAAGUAUAAACGAUCUUUAAUUAGAGAUAAUAAUGAUAAAUGGUAGUGAAAAAGAGAAAAAAUCGGCAAAAGCAAUAGGAUAAAUAAUAAAAAACCAUCAUUUAUUAUUAUCAACUCUUUUAUUAUCAAAUGCAUUUUGUAUGGAAGCUUUGCCAAUUUUUUUAGAUGCUAUAUGUCCUGCUUAUUUGGCAAUUUUAAUAUCUGCAGUUGCCGUUGUUAUUGUAGGAGAAAUAAUACCUCAAGCUUAUUGUAUAGGAAAAUAUUAAUUAGUUAUAGGAGAGUUUUUUGUGCCUUUAACAAAAAUUUUAAUUAAAUUUUUGUGUAUUUUAACUUAUCCUAUUUCCAUUAUUCUAGAUAAGGUUUUAGGUGUGCAUGAAAAAACAAGAAUGGAUAAAAAAGAAAUAAUUGGCCUUGUUGAAUUAUAGGAAAUUAAUAAAUAAAAGCAAGGGAAUAGUGAAUAAGUAAAAUAGAUUUUUAGUCUUACAAAAGAAGAAAUUGAAUUAACAAAAAACACAAUGCUUUUAAGGGAUUAAAAUGUCUGUACUAAACUAAUUCCUUAUAAUAAAAUAUUCAAAUUUCCAUAAAACUAAAAAAUUACAAAAUAAUUAAUCCAAAAAAUUGCAAAAAAAAGUUAUUCAAGUAUUGUAAUAUACGAUCAUUUAAAUGACUAAAACAUUAUAGGAAUUUUAAAAGCUAAAAGUCUAAUUAAUUACAUUGAUACUGAAAUAGGAAAAACUCUUAUUUAAGUAAUAAAAUUUUAAGAACCGAUUAUAAUUACUAAAGAAGCUAAUAUGCUCGAAUUAUUAAUGAUUUUUACAAACAAAUAAACCACUGUUGCUUUAGUUUCAGAUACUAUUCUUAAAAAUAGGAUUAUCGAACCUUAAUAAAAUAAAGGCAAUAUAUUAGGACUUGUUAGUCUAAAAGAUGUUUUCGAAUGUAUGAUAAGUAAAGAAUUUUAAGAUGAAGAUAAGCAUUUAGGUACUUUGGCACCAAUGGAAAAUGUAUUUAAAUAUAAAUAAAAAAUGGAUUAAAAAGAUUAUCAUUUUAAAUUUAGAUUUUCAAUAAUAGGCGACAAAUCAGUAGGAAAAACAUCAUUUAUGGAGUGUAUUAAUAAAUAAUAUAAAAAUUAUUUAAAAAAAAAUAAAUGUAAAGCAAUUACAUAAAAUUAUGGUAAAAUAAUGGAAUAAGAAUAAAGUGAUGAACUAAAUAUGAAGACAGUUGGAUAUAUGGAUGUUGAUACAUUUUUUAAAAUAGCGUAUUGGGAAAUUCCAGGAUAAUAAAGAAAUUAAGAAUACUUUUAUAGAUAUUGUUUAGGAGCAUCAGCAGCUAUAUAUAUAUUUGAUAUAUCAAGGAGGUAAACUUUUGAAAGAAUUGAAAAUUGGAUAUAAGAAAGUGAAAAAUGUGAAAUUCCUAUUAGAAUAUUAGUUGGAAAUAAGGUUGAUCUUUAUUCAAGUACAAAAGGAGCUGUUCAAAAAAGUGAAGCUUUAGGCCUUGCUAAAAAAUACGGAAUGGAAUAUUUUGAAACUUGUUCUAUUGGAGAUUCUUCUAUUUCGCUUGUAUAUGAUUAUUUAUUUACAACUGUUGUUAAUUCUAUUCCUAAUCCACCAACGCCUCAAUCUUUGAUUGGGAAAGGAAUUUUACUUGGAAAAAGACUUUUAAAUUCAGCAAAAUAUUAAUUAGCUUUAUGCGAUAUAGCUUCUCUCUAUGAAUGAUUGAUAUAUUUU